AUGGACGGUGAUAACCCGGAUUUGACGGAAGAGAGAAUGAAGGGAACUUUCGAUACGGAUAAGAUGGCGGCGGUGAUUUAUGGAAGUGAGAAGAUCGCCCGUCGCCGUCGUGAAAUGAGUGAAGCCAUAUCCCGUAUUCCUGAACUCGCUGACAUCAAGCCACUCCCAUUUCUCGAUAGAUUCGAGAAAGUGACAGAAGGUUCGAGAAAACUGGCAGUUAUCAAGGAGCACGCCAAGGAGCUCAUCGAUGAGGAUAACUAUGAGGAGGGUCUACAUCUUUAUCAUGAAGUGAUGGGUAUGGAGGGUCACCCGUUAGCCCUCCAUGAGGUCAUGUUCAUUCCAGCUCUGGUGGCUCAAGCUAGUGAUGAGCAACACAAGAAAUGGUUGGGUAGAGCAAAGAGGAGAGAGAUAAUCGGAUGUUAUGCACAGACAGAGAUGGGGCAUGGAUCAAACCUCCGGAAGCUGGAGACCACCGCUACUUACACCCCGGCCACCCAAGAAUUCAUUCUCCACACGCCCACAGAAACCGCUUUGAAAUGGUGGCCAGGAGCACUCGGAAAGAGCAGCAAUUGGGCUGUAGUGGUGGCAAAUCUUAUCACCAAUGGCAAGAACUACGGUCCCCACCCUUUCAUGGUACAACUGCGUGACGAAUCCACUCAUAUUCCACUACCAGGGAUUACUGUAGGAGAUAUCGGACCGAAGAUGGCAUUCAAUGGAGGAGAUAACGGAUUCUUGGGGUUCAAUCAAUUCAGAAUUCCACGUGGGUACCUCCUGGAUCGUCAUGCUAAGGUGGAGGCAGAUGGGAGUUAUGUGAAGCCUCCACACGCUAAGAUAAAUCACUCGGCAAUGAUAAGAGUGAGGAGUCAUAUGGCUACAGGGCAAGGUGCUCAGUUGGCUCAUGCAUUGGUAAUAGCAGUGAGAUACUCGGCGGUGAGAAGGCAAGGAUUCCUGGAAGAUAAAUCCCGUGAAGUAAAAGUGCUCGACUACCAAACCCAACAACACCGUCUCUUCCCCUCGAUCGCCCGUGCCUACGCCUUCAUAUUCUGUGGAUUCGAAACAAUCCAACUGUACGAUCAAUUAUUGAUUGAUGUGAAGAAUGGAGACACGUCUGGAAUGAGUGAUCUACAUGCCCUAACUUCUGGUCUCAAAUCUGUGGUUACUCAUCAAACAGGAGAAGGAAUAGAGCAGGCGAGAAUGGCGUGUGGUGGUCAUGGUUACUCGAUGGCCAGCUACAUCUCGGAAAUCUACGGUGUGGCAAUCGGUGGUUGCACUUAUGAAGGAGAGAAUAUGGUGAUGCUCCUCCAGCUCGCUCGCUACUUGGUCAAGUCAGUUGAGCAAAUCAAAACUGGGAAAUCGAUGGAGCUGGGACCAAUGGUAGCCUACCUAGCUGAGCCAGACACUAAUGUCGACUUAACUACCGGACCAGCGGCUUAUGUGAAAGUGUUCCAACAUGCGGCAAGACGUCAGGCAUGGAAGGCUACUGACAAAUUUCAUAAGUUGAUGGAAUCGGGACAAUCAAGGGAUAUUGCAUGGAAUAAUUGUGCGGUGGAGUUGACUAGGGCUUCCCGUCUCCACACCCGUCUCUACAUAAUGGAGACAUUCAUCCGUCGAGUCUCCUCAAUUUCCGACAUUUCCAUCAAAAAAGUAUUGAUUGAUUUAGUGAAUGUACACAUGAAUUACGAGGUACUGGAUAUUGGAACAUAUGCAUUGGAACAUGUGUCAUCUACUCAGUUGGAUUCAAUCAGAAGUCAAUUAUAUUCGAGUCUAGACACUCUGAGACCCAAUGCAGUGUCUCUAAUCGACUCAUUUCAGAUAUCUGAUAUGCAAUUGAGAUCUGUUCUCGGUCGUCGUGAUGGUCAUGUCUACCCGAAUCUCUUCGAAUGGGCGAAAGCAUCCCCAUUGAAUAAGACUCAUGUACUUCCAUCAGUCAAUCAAUAUUUGAAACCAAUGAUGGACAAAGCUAAAUUGUGA
This is a messenger RNA of Caenorhabditis remanei, 1971 nucleotides long. RefSeq lists its product as uncharacterized. NCBI's taxonomy places the organism in Eukaryota, Metazoa, Nematoda, Chromadorea, Rhabditida, Rhabditidae. The transcript is spliced from 8 exons. Gene Ontology annotation, molecular function: fatty acid binding; FAD binding; acyl-CoA oxidase activity. The record is from RefSeq and is a predicted model, not a curated record. Gene Ontology annotation, biological process: ascaroside biosynthetic process; lipid homeostasis; fatty acid beta-oxidation using acyl-CoA oxidase. The coding region runs from base 1 to 1971 and encodes 656 amino acids. Gene Ontology annotation, cellular component: peroxisome.